UACGACACGGUGAAUAGUUUACAACAAAAAAAAAAACUCUAAAUUGUUUGCAAAAUAGUGCAUUUUCGGUGAAAUUCGUGUAAAUUUUAUAGUGCAUGAUAACGGGGUGGUGAAAUGGCCAUUAAGGAGUCGAAAAAGCACGGUAAAAAGCGUGAUUUUGGUGGGGAAAAGUCCGAGUCAAAACCGAAGCAAAAGAAGAAGAUCGUUUUCGGCGAUGACGGAGAACAGAAGGAAGUUCCAGUGGAGCAGAAGGUAAAAGCGGACGCAUCCAGCGAAGGAGAUACCAACCAGAAGAAGGGAAAGAAGUGGAACAAGGAUACGAAGGAGGUUCGGGAGGAUGAAGCGGAAACCGUUGAGAGGAGAUGGUACGAGCACUUCGAUGGAUACAACACGGUCGGGGAGUUGGUGGAACUGAAGGAUGCAGAGAUUGCCGAGUUGAGGAAGCUUUGUCGGGUAGCUUUCGAGGCCGAAAGUCGUGCUCUGAUGAAAAACAAUCCGUCGGAUGCCAAGUGGUUGCUGACAGCCCUGGAGAAAGGUACCUCGAAGGAUAGGGCCAAUGCGGGAGCGCUGCUGGUACAAACGAAUCCUCUAUGCAAUCUGCAGGCGCUGGAAACGGUGGUAGCGAUGGUCAAGUUGUCCAAUAAAGGGCAUCUAGAUGUGAUGGAAGUGCUGACAGAGUUGAUGCUGAAUUCGGUUAUGCCUUCAUUCAGGAAGCUGAUUUCGAUUCCGUUGAGAGGAGCGGAUUGGAAGAAUGUGAAGAAGCAGGAGCUGGAGAAGGGUCUGCGGGAUAGAAUCUUCGCCUAUUGGCACUUUGAGGAUGCCCUGAGGGAUGUUUAUUUCACGUUUUUGAAUAACCUUUCGACGGUCAUCCAGACGGGUCAGGACAAUAGCAAGAUGAAGGUGAUCCAGCAUGGUUCCAAGCUGUUUACGACGAUUCCGGAGAAGGAAGCAUAUCUGCUGACAAUGUUGGUCAAUAAGCUGGGAGAUCCGUCCAAGAAGGUCUCUGUAAAGGCGUUGUUUCAUUUGACGGAGGUGGUCAAGAAGCAUUCGGCCAUGUGUCCGGUGAUUGUGACGGAGACGGAGAAGUUGCUGUUCAGGAAUAACAUUUCGCCAAGUGCCCAGCAUUAUGCGCUAACGUUCCUGGCUGCGAUCAGUAACCAUGGGGAUUUAAACUCGUGCGAGAAGAUGAUAAACAUUUGCUUUUGCUUCUUCAAGAUUUUGACCGAAAAAGGGGAGGUAAAUUGCCGGACCAUGCAGGCUAUUUUGGCGUGUCUGCGGAAAGCGAUUGGUAACAUCAAGAAGGAUGUGGAUAUAACCAAUUUUGUCAAACCGGAAGUCAUGAACACAGUCUACAGGAUGAUUCAUCUGGCAGACAUUUCGAUCGCCUGUCAAGGUCUGUCGUUGCUGCUAGAAAUUACCGAGGCCAAAGGAGUGGAGCAGAAUCGCUUCUAUAAUGCACUGUAUAGGAAAUUGCUUGAUCCACAGCUGGCCACCGUGGGACCGCGCAUAUCGAACAUCUUUUUCUACAUCAUCCAUCGGGCAAUUCAGAACGAUCCGAUACCGGACCGUGCGCAGUCUUUCAUCAAGCGACUACUGCAGGUUGCAUUCCACUUUCCCCCGGCCAAGGUGUGCGGAACGCUCAUCGUGAUCAGCAAGGUUCUUCGGAAGCGUAAGCAGCUGCAUAUGGAUGGACAGGUGGCUUCGGAAAAUGGUCAAAGCGAGGUCCCCGAUGGUGGGGAGAGCGAGGUUGAGAAUGAAGAGGAGGACAAAAAGCCCUCGAUCAAGAAGGAAAGCACCCGAAAUGUCACGCACUAUGAUCCGUACCACAGAGCGUCGGAGUUUUCCGGGGCAAAGUACACGGUCAAGUACGAGCUGGCAAGGUAUCUGGAAUAUUUUCACCCAACGGUCAGGACCUUCGCACAGAGCAUAAUCGAUAACUCUCCCCUGACCUACUUCGGUGAUCCGCUGAGAGAUUUUUCGCUCGGGCACUUCCUGGACCGGUUUGCGUUCAAGAAUCCGAAGAAGCCCAAAACCGAAGAGAACGCCGACGGUGAGCAGGUGCCGAAGAAGAGGAUCCUGGGCGUGACCCAGCGGAAGGGCGACUACGUGCCGAGUGGAUCGCGAGGACUGCCGGUACAUUCGCUCACCAAGGACCAAUGUACCGAAGACGAGCGGUUCAUCUUUCAGUUCCUGGAGCAGAAGCGGGAGAAGCUGCAUGAGGCCAAGGAGGAAGCCAAGGCCAGGAAGGCGGAAAAGGGAAUCGUGGACGAAGAUGCCGACCUGUCGGAUACGGAAUCGCUGGAUGACGAUGAGUUUGAUUCGUAUCUGGAUCGGCUGGGCGUACCUGGAGGCGAAGACGGUGGAGCAGACGUGGAUCAGGAGGUGGACUUUAUGAACGAGUUUGAACAGGAUUUGGCCAAAAAGGCGGAGAAAAAGAAGAGCAAACGGGGUGCUGCUGCCGAAGAGGAUGAGGAUGAUGAAGACUUUGGCGGUUGGGAUAAUGUGGACGGUGAGGACGAUGAUGACGAUGAUGAUGAGGAAGCCGAUGACGACGAAGGCGGAGCUCGUUCAGAUGAUGAGCUCAGUGACGGCGGAAGCAUUUCUUUGGAUGAAGCUGAAAGCGAUGAGGACGAACUGGACGAUGAUGACGACGACGGCGAAGAAGAAGACGAGGAUGAAGACUCCGACGAAGAUGCACCAAAGUCCAAAAAGAAGCGAAAGGAGGGUGGUCUGAGCGAUCGAGAUUUCCAGAAGAAACUGAAAUCAAACGAUUUCAAUUCGCUAUUUGCCGCGGCGGAUGACUUCUCGGAAAUGCUGGAGAAGAAUGUCGGUUCGAAGGACAGCAAGUCGCACGGCACCCUGGGGGAAAUCUUCAACAAGGACAAUGCGCCAGUCAAGCAGAUGGAAUGGGAGCAGGCUAGGUUCAGCGGUAAGAACCGGAUGCAGAGCGGUGGAAAGAAGCACGGUUCGUCAUCCGGUGGUUUUGGUGGCGGCGGCGGCGGCGGCAGUAAAAAAUUCAAAGCCGGAAGGGUGGACAAGAAGAAAUCGUCGUCGUCGUUCGGGAAGAAGAGCGGUGGCAAGGCGGGAGGUAAGCGAAGAAAGUAGAUGAUUAUUUAGUAGUUUUUGGUCUACGAGUGUUAAUC
Molecule: messenger RNA, 3143 nt
Organism: Ochlerotatus camptorhynchus
Lineage: Eukaryota; Metazoa; Arthropoda; Insecta; Diptera; Culicidae
Gene: Noc1
Product: Nucleolar complex protein 1
Exons: 3
Coding region: 115-3105 (996 amino acids)
Cellular component (GO): nucleus
Source: RefSeq, a predicted model, not a curated record